GAUAAGGCCGACGAGGGCCCCUUCUGUCUCCGCGUGGCAACACGUACACCUGUGGACAGGAUGGAGAACGACACUGAAUCCAGAAAGCUGAAUGGCCAGCCUGAGGGUUCCGCAGCCCUUUCAAAACCCAAAGAGAGCAUGCAGCUCAAAAAGGAAAUCUCUCUUCUGAACGGCAUCAGCCUCAUCGUGGGGAACAUGAUUGGCUCCGGCAUAUUUGUGUCGCCAAAGGGUGUUCUGAUCUACAGCGCCUCCUAUGGACUGUCUCUUGUUAUCUGGGUCAUCGGUGGCAUCUUUUCAGUAGUGGGUGCACUCUGUUAUGCAGAGCUGGGCACAACAAUCACGAAGUCUGGUGCCAGCUACGCCUACAUCCUGGAGUCGUUCGGAGGCUUCAUAGCGUUUAUACGUCUAUGGACAUCGCUGCUUAUCAUCGAACCGACAGGCCAAGCUGUAAUUGCCAUAACUUUUGCCAACUACUUGGUUCAGCCGCUCUUCCCCACCUGCGAGCCUCCAUAUUCUGCUUCUCGGCUUAUUGCUGCUGCUUGUAUUUGCCUGCUCACCUUUAUUAAUUCCGCUUAUGUCAAGUGGGGUACCAGGGUGCAGGAUGUCUUCACUUACGCCAAAGUGCUGACCCUCAUCGUCAUUAUCAUCACAGGGCUAGUGAAACUGUUCCAAGUCUCUUGCUGCUGCAGGUUGUUCUUCGUGGGAGCUCGAGAAGGUCAUCUUCCAGAUGCUUUGUCUAUGAUUCACGUGGAGAGAUUCACACCGGUUCCAGCUCUGCUAUUUAAUUGUGCCAUGGCUCUGAUCUAUCUUACAGUGAAGGAUGUUUUCCAGCUGAUUAACUAUUACAGCUUCAGUUACUGGUUUUUCGUUGGCCUAUCUAUUGCCGGGCAGAUCUACCUUCGCUGGAAAGAGCCGGACAGGCCCCGACCACUGAAGUUGAGUCUACUGUAUCCCAUCAUCUUCUGCAUGUGUGUUGUGUUCCUGGUGGCUGUGCCACUUUAUUCUGACACACUCAACUCACUCAUUGGAAUUGCUAUUGCCCUCUCUGGAGUGCCUGUUUACUUCUUGGGUAUCUAUCUUCCAGAGUCCAAGCGGCCACCCAUCAUCACUAAACUGUUACGUGCCAUCACCCGUUUCACCCAGUUCACCUGCUUUUGUGUGCUCACUGAGUUAGACACUGUUGAUUAGAACACUUGCACCCCGUUUGACACAAACCCACUGGUAUGGGGAGAGGAAACCAAUAUCUGGAGAAACGGGAAAAAGAUCUUCUACACUUUUAAAGACACAGAUGCACUCUUAAUGUCACUGCGUUGGAUUCUUCUUUUUCUUAAUUAUAAAAGGGUUCUGUUAAGGUAAUGGUGCAAUGAGUAUUAGAAAUAUGACCUUAAGAACCAUAUGGCAUGAAAA
Messenger RNA from Sinocyclocheilus grahami, 1407 nucleotides. RefSeq names its product Y+L amino acid transporter 2. Gene Ontology annotation, cellular component: membrane. Bases 61 to 1188 code for a protein of 375 amino acids. The record is from RefSeq and is a predicted model, not a curated record. NCBI's taxonomy places the organism in Eukaryota, Metazoa, Chordata, Actinopteri, Cypriniformes, Cyprinidae. Gene Ontology annotation, biological process: amino acid transmembrane transport. Gene Ontology annotation, molecular function: L-amino acid transmembrane transporter activity. The transcript has 6 exons.